Messenger RNA from Oppiella nova, 675 nucleotides. The record is from the annotation of a GenBank genome assembly. Lineage: Eukaryota; Metazoa; Arthropoda; Arachnida; Sarcoptiformes; Oppiidae.
UUCAUUGGUUUCCAGAUUACGGCUAUUCUGGCGAAACGUAAGUCAGAGAAAGUGCGACAAAGAGAUUAUCUUCAGCUCAUGAUUGACGCCCAGAACCGCAUGAAUGCAGACACCGAUGAACUGGAUGUCGACGACUUGGAUGAAGAGAUUUACGGGAAAACAGAAACGAAAGUAAAUAUUAAUAAUAAUAACGAGUCGACCAAAACUAAGGGCACGGGUCUGACCGAUAAUGACAUAAUGGCCACUAGUUUCAUAUUCUUUGUGGCCGGGUAUGAGACAACCGCUGCCCUCCUGUCACACGUUUUCUAUAGUCUGGCGAUCAAUGAAAAGUGUCAACAAAAACUGUACGAAGAAGUAAAUGGUUUGGACGGAAAGUAUGAUUACGAGAGUGUCUCCAAAAUGCCGUAUUUGGAGGCAUGUAUUGCCGAAACACUCAGACUUUAUAAUCCCAUUCCCGUAAUUAAUAGACACGCGUCUCAGGAGUAUACUCUAGGUGAUACCGGACUGACAAUCCCAAAGGGAAUGAAUGUUUUCUUUGAUGCCUAUACUAUCCAUCACAGCCCUGAAUACUACCCAAACCCCGAGCGCUGGGAUCCCGAGAGGUUUAUGCCGGAGAAUAGGGACCAAUUGACUCCAUACACGUAUAUGCCGUUCGGGACGGGACCCCGAAAUUGU